Molecule: messenger RNA, 960 nt
Organism: Alternaria burnsii
Lineage: Eukaryota; Fungi; Ascomycota; Dothideomycetes; Pleosporales; Pleosporaceae
Exons: 3
Coding region: 1-960 (319 amino acids)
Cellular component (GO): catalytic step 2 spliceosome
Source: RefSeq, a predicted model, not a curated record
AUGGACGGGCCCAUUGCAUCAGCUGUAGUCCUUCCGGAUGACCUACUACAGCCAGCCUCGCCCCCUGUGAACGGCCACAAAAGACGCCAGGAAUCACUAUCAGAAGACACCGCAAAGCGACCGCGACUCGACGAUGACACUACAACUGGAGACAGACGUGACUCUAUUACCAAGGACUCCAAGGACCCCAAGCCCGCUCCAGUGCGACGCGAGAGGGGACGAGAGCGCAGAUUGUUUGGCGCCGCUUUGGGUGCACUCUCACAGAACACUACUACUACAGCGCAGAAACGUCGUGCCGAGAUCGAGAAGCGUCAACUAGCUCAGCGCAAACAGGACGACCAAGAGAGCGAACAGAGGAAGGCAGAGCGAACAGCCAGGCGCAAAGAGCAACGAUGGAAGGAGCAGAAGCAUUUCGAGAAGCAGUCGAUGCGCAUCCGUCAUGAAAAUCUACUCGCCAUGGCGCACUUCCUCCAGACAAAGGCCGAGCCACACCUCUUUUACAAACCCUGGGAGACUAGUCCCGACGAAGAAGACCGUAUACGCGAUCAAAUAACCGAAGCCAAAGAGACCAUCAAACGCGAGGUAGAGGAGUUCGAGGCACGACAGCAGCCGGAUAAUCUGCGGAGGCGGGAUACUUCCGACGGAAGGAUUGGUGAUGCAGAGGGUUCGGAAACUGGUAAGAACCAUCAUGCAGAUGCACCUCCAGAAACAACCACAGCCAAUGGCGGGACUAAUGGUAGCGCCACUUCCCCCAAGGAUCUGGACAAGGACCUGGACAUCAAAGAUCAUCCUUUCGAUACCGCUGAUGCUGAUGGGAAAGCCGAGCGCGCCACUGAGGAUAUGCAGACCAGCAAUGUUGCAACUCAUGGAACUGUCGCUGACCCAACCAUCAAGGAAGACGACGAUGAGAACGGAGAGGAUGUCGUCGAAGAAGCCGCCGAGGAUACUGUCAUCUAUUGA